AUGGCAGCCAGCAUUGGAAGACUUUUCAGGACGUCUGCAAGACUUGCAAGACCAUGUCGGCAUGGAAUUGGUGCGGCAGAACGAAUUGUACCCGUUCCUGCUCUUCAGAAGGCCUCUCUCUCCACUAGUGCUUGCAGAUUGAUCCCUGCUGUCACACAGCCUGCGCCCGCUUUUAAAGCCACAGCCGUCCAUAAUGGAGAAUUCAAAGAGAUGAGCCUUGCUGACUUCAAGGGCAAAUACUUGGUCCUCUUCUUUUACCCAUUAGAUUUCACCUUUGUGUGCCCGACGGAAAUCAUCUCAUUCAGCGACAAGGCUAGUGAGUUCCAUGACAUCAACUGUGAGGUAGUGGGGGUGUCUGUGGACUCUCACUUUACACAUUUGGCGUGGAUUAACACCCCUCGCAAGGCUGGCGGUUUGGGCAGCAUUCACAUCCCUCUGCUUGCGGACCUCAACAAGCAGAUUUCCAGAGAUUAUGGUGUGCUGUUGGAGAACCCAGGCAUUGCUCUGAGGGGUCUGUUCAUCAUUGAUCCAAGCGGUGUGGUGAAGCAUAUGAGUGUAAACGACCUGCCUGUGGGUCGUUGUGUUGAAGAGACCCUUCGCCUUGUAAAAGCGUUCCAGUUUGUGGAGACCCAUGGUGAGGUGUGUCCAGCUAGUUGGACCCCCAAGUCACCAACAAUCAAACCAACCCCUGAAGGAUCUAAAGAGUACUUUGAGAAAGUCAACUGA
This is a messenger RNA of Nerophis lumbriciformis (worm pipefish), 726 nucleotides long. Lineage: Eukaryota; Metazoa; Chordata; Actinopteri; Syngnathiformes; Syngnathidae. The record is from RefSeq and is a predicted model, not a curated record.